Messenger RNA from Orussus abietinus, 1581 nucleotides. It is a transcript of the gene Lipt1, whose product is annotated as lipoyltransferase 1, mitochondrial. Gene Ontology annotation, cellular component: mitochondrion; cytoplasm. The transcript has 4 exons. The record is from RefSeq and is a predicted model, not a curated record. The coding region runs from base 230 to 1417 and encodes 395 amino acids. Lineage: Eukaryota; Metazoa; Arthropoda; Insecta; Hymenoptera; Orussidae. Gene Ontology annotation, molecular function: lipoyltransferase activity. Gene Ontology annotation, biological process: protein lipoylation.
AGCUUACAAAAUAUAGCAGACUUCAAUUCCGAUAUUUAAGACUGACAUCAACGGUUUAUCCGCAAAAGACUGAUAUUACCAACCGUUGUAUUUUGAGGGCCAAGCAGUACCGAUCGAGAGAAGAGACCUGUUUAUAACUUCGGCUGAAACUACAGUCCUUGAGAUUGUCCAUUGAUUUGUUACCAAUUCAGCUGGAAGUUAUAUAUAUCCUACUUAAUAUUACCGAAGAAUGUUUAUAAUCAGUAGAAAUUUAGCAAUCGUCGGUUGUAGAAGCCUAUAUUGCGAAGUGUCUCGUGUAAAGCGAUAUGCUUCGACCAAGAGUUCGUUACCGCAUGUUGAUGAGCAGUCUAUAAAAAAGUCUGUGUUUAUUUCGCAAUCUACCGAUAUUUAUACCAACCUAGCCCUAGAAGAUUGGUUUUAUAAAAAUUAUGAUUUUACCAACCACCAUAUUUUACUCCUUUGGAGAAACGAUCCCUGUGUGGUGAUAGGACGCCAUCAAAACCCAUGGAUUGAAUCGAAUGCAGAAAAUAUUGAUGCAAAUGGAAUUACGUUAGCUCGUCGUAAUAGCGGCGGUGGCACGGUCUAUCACGAUAGUGGAAAUUUGAAUUUAUCAUUUUUCACCCCACGAGAACGUUAUAACAGAAAGUACAACUUAAAUAUUGUUACAAGAGCACUUUAUCGUGAGUGGGGACUGAAAUCAACCGUUAACAAUCGGGAUGAUAUUGUGGUUCAGGGAGAUUUCAAGGUAUCGGGAACUGCUGCUAAAUUGGGACGACCGAAUGCAUAUCAUCAUUGUACUGUGUUGGUUGGAGUAAACAAAUCUAUUUUGAACUUUGCUCUUGAAAGGAAAGAGUUGGGCAUAAGUACAAAUGCCACAGAAUCUUUACGAUCCCCAAUAAAGAACCUCAUCGACGUUAAUUCUCAGAUACGUUCGGAUGUGCUACUCAAUGCUAUCGGAUGGGAGUAUUUACGCACGAAAGCCCUAACGUUGGAAGACGGUGGCCAUGGUCUAGUGCAACAACAAAAGGGAUUCCAAAUGAUCAAUCCUACAGAAGAUUGGUUUCCUGGUAUCAACCAAUUGGCCAAUGUUUUUCGUUCUUGGAAUUGGACAUAUGGCAAAACUCCAAAAUUCACAGUGACCUAUAUCCUCGAUCUACCGAUGCAAAAUGGGGAAGUUCAUCAUGCAAACUUGAAUUUGGAAGUACAGAACGGAAUUAUCGAGGAGAUUAGAAUAACCUUACCAGAAGGCGUGGUGCCUGCAAAUUUUAACAAAGACGCAAGUGUAAUAACAAACCUUAAAGGCACCAAGUAUACUCCUGCGGCUACACGAGAUAUAUUGGCUGCCCUAGGAUGCAAGUCCGUACCUCUAAAUACCACUCAAAAACUAGGUAAAAGUAACGUUGCCGCUACUCAGUAAUUCUGCGUACUUUGUUGCGAUACCGGAUAUGAGCAAUUAAAUUAAUGGAUAUUUGUUCAGGAUUUGAUCCUGGCAAUAUUUACGAGAUAAGACAUUGUGUUCACAAACUGUAAUCGAUUUAUGUUAUUAUAUACACUGAAAUUAAUAGACUAUGAUUACUUUAA